Molecule: messenger RNA, 2090 nt
Organism: Protobothrops mucrosquamatus (brown spotted pit viper)
Lineage: Eukaryota; Metazoa; Chordata; Lepidosauria; Squamata; Viperidae
Product: L-amino-acid oxidase
Exons: 7
Coding region: 116-1633 (505 amino acids)
Biological process (GO): amino acid catabolic process
Molecular function (GO): L-amino-acid oxidase activity; polyamine oxidase activity
Source: RefSeq, a predicted model, not a curated record
AAAGCAUUUUCCAAUGCAUUUUCUCGACACGUGAAUCAAAGUGUUUUGAGCACUUUGCUUAGCAUCAGUAACUUUUCUUCCAAGCAUUGCCAUCCACAGUCUUCAAGCCAAUAAGAUGAAUGUCUUCUUUAUGUUCUCACUGCUGUUCUUGGCUGCCUUGGGAAGCUGUGCAGAUAACAAAAACCCCCUAGAGGAAUGCUUCCGAGAAACUGACUAUGAAGAAUUUCUAGAGAUUGCCAGAAAUGGUCUGAAAGCGACAUCAAACCCAAAACAUGUUGUGAUUGUAGGUGCAGGAAUGUCUGGGCUUAGUGCAGCCUAUGUUCUUGCAGGGGCUGGACAUCAGGUGACAGUUCUUGAAGCCAGUGAACGUGCGGGAGGACGAGUGAGGACUUAUCGAAAUGACAAAGAAGGCUGGUAUGCCAAUCUCGGGCCCAUGCGUUUACCUGAGAAACACAGGAUUGUCCGGGAAUAUAUCAGAAAGUUUGGUCUGCAGUUGAAUGAAUUUUCUCAGGAAAAUGACAAUGCCUGGCAUUUUAUCAAAAACAUCAGGAAGAGAGUAGGGGAAGUCAAGAAAGACCCUGGCGUCUUGAAAUAUCCUGUGAAGCCUUCAGAAGAAGGCAAAAGUGCUGGACAGCUAUUUGAAGAGUCCCUCAGAAAGGUUGAAAAAGAAUUAAAAAGGACUAACUGCAGCUACAUACUAAAUAAAUAUGACACCUACUCAACCAAGGAAUAUCUAAUUAAAGAAGGAAAGCUGAGUCCUGGAGCUGUAGAUAUGAUUGGAGACUUAUUGAAUGAAGAUUCUGGCUUUUAUAUGUCUUUUACUGAGAGCAUGAAACAUGAUGAUAUCUUCGCUUAUGAAAAAAGAUUUGAUGAAAUUGUUGGUGGAAUGGAUCAGUUGCCUACAUCCAUGUAUCGAGCCAUUGAGGAAAAGGUGCGUUUCAAUACCCGAGUAAUCAAGAUACAGCAGAAUGCCAAGAAAGUCACAGUGACAUAUCAAAACCGAGCAAAGGACACGUCACUUGUGACAGCUGAUUAUGUCAUUGUAUGCACUACGUCAAGGGCUGCCCGUCGCAUCACUUUUAGACCACCCCUUCCGCCAAAGAAAGCGCAUGCUUUGCGGUCUGUCCACUACAGAAGUGGCACCAAGAUCUUCCUCACUUGCACUAAGAAAUUUUGGGAGGAUGAUGGCAUUCAUGGUGGGAAGUCCACAACUGAUCUUCCAUCCCGAUUCAUUUACUACCCUAACCAUAACUUUACUAGUGGAGUUGGGGUUAUUAUAGCCUAUGGCAUUGGUGAUGAUGCCAAUUUCUUUCAAGCUCUUGAUUUCAAGAGCUGUGCUGAUAUUGUCAUGAAUGACCUUUCAUUGAUCCAUCAGCUGCCCAAGAAAGAUAUCCAGGCCUUCUGUUAUCCCUCAAUGAUUCAAAAAUGGAGCCUGGAUAAGUAUGCUAUGGGUGGUAUAACCACUUUCACUCCCUACCAGUUUCAACAUUUUAGUGAAGCGCUCACUGCACCGGUAGGCAGAAUCUACUUUGCAGGGGAGUAUACGGCCAAUGCUCAUGGUUGGAUUGACAGCACAAUUAAGUCAGGGCUGACAGCAGCAAGAGAUGUGAAUCGUGCUUCUGAGAAUCCAUAAGGAAUCCACCUGAGCAAUGACAAUGAACUUUAAGAAGGAGGUCAGCAAUAGGAGAAUUAAAUAGAGAGCUACAGCCACUUUCCCAAUUCUGGCAACUUCCAGAUGUUUCAGACUAAAAUUCCCAGAAUACCAAUUGGUAAUUCUAGGAGCUAUAGUCCCAGGAGGUUGGAGCCAGAAGGAAGUGGGGGAAGUAAGCUGAUUUGGCCUGGCUAAAUUAUCAAAAGUGAUCUAUAUCAGCCAAAACAUGUCAAAAUAUAUGAGAGCAUUUUAGAGGAAACUGAAAUAAACCACAGAAUGAAAAGGAUUAUUAGCAUGCCACCCCAAUUUGGAAAGGAAGUCCUCUCAAGACAAUCUAUAUAUACUACUAAAACUCUCUUUUCUGUAACAUUUUACUGGGCAAAACAGUGCAUCAUAGGGCAAGAAGUUUUGAACCAAAAUACUUCUAAUGGGCUAACUU